This is a messenger RNA of Rotaria sordida, 1326 nucleotides long. The record is from the annotation of a GenBank genome assembly. Lineage: Eukaryota; Metazoa; Rotifera; Eurotatoria; Philodinida; Philodinidae.
AUGUUGUGCGUUAGUAUUUCGUUUUGUAAUUGCAUAUUACCUUCAAGAUACAUUUUUAUUGAAGUCACAAGUGAACAAACAUCUCUUCUAAAAACCUUUUUGAUCCCUCGUUAUAUAUUGACUAAAGUAAGAAAAAAAAAUCAACGUUUAGCAAUGAAUACAACAAUUGCAAAUGAAAAUACAUUAACAAUAAAAAAUUCGUUACAAAAUUCUAUAUCAGGCUCAUUCAAUUCAAAAAAUCAUAUUAAAUGUGAUAACUUAUCUUCAGCAAGAUAUACUGAAUCUCUUCCCAUUAUAAAAACUGAUAAUGAAGAAACAACACUAAUACAAUCAAAUUUAUCUCGUUUUCCUGAUAUCAUGGAUAUUACUAAUAUGAUUGAUGAAAAUCUUGAUGAAACAAAUUCUCGAACAAAAUCAAUGAGUAGUUCCGAACAAGAAAAUAUUAAUGAAUUAGAAGACAUAAAAGAUCUCACUCAAUGGAAUGAUGCAUUGAAAAAAUAUGAACAAAAACAAGAAAAAAUUGAAAAUUCUCAAGAAGAUGAAAAAGUUAAUAAUACUCCUGUUCUUCCAACAUGUUUACCUUCGAUUGAAGCAAUUCAUGUUAAUGUACAAGAAUUUAAACCAAUAUCUAUUGAUGAUCCAAUAUUAUUAAGUCUUCGUAAUUUAUUUAUACGUUCAUUUGAUGAAUAUUAUAAACAAAUUGAAGCUCAAUUAAAUUUAAAAUCUGAUAAAACUCUUAAAGAAUGGCUUGAUGAAACAUUUAAUGAUGAAAAAAAUUCUAUUCUAUCUGGAACAUAUCGUUGUUUUAUUUUAUGUAGUGAUGAAUAUCAAGAUUCAAAAGAAAAUGUUUUAGGAUUUUUAACAUUAAAAGAUGAAGGUGAAGGAUCAAUAUAUAUUGCUCAAGUAGCUGUUCGUCUUGAUAUUAAACGACGAGGUUAUGGAGUUCAAUUAUUACAACAUUUACGUAAAGUUUAUCCACCAAAUACUCAUUAUUGGGGUUUAUGUCGACGAGCUAAUCGACCAGCUUUACAAUUUUAUCUAAAAAAUGGUGCAAAAUUUAUGAACGAUGAUGAUGUAGCAACGAAAUAUGGAUAUGAUCCAACAUUAUAUGCCGGUUUUGAAUUUCUCGAUACUGUUUCUGUUAUCAUUCCACAACUAAAAACAAUGGUAAAAAUCGAAUCAGAUGUUAAUAAUUCUGAUCAACAAUUAGCAACAACACCAACACAAAAUAAUGAAAAUCCUUCAUUGGAAAGUAAUACUGAAGAAAAACAAGAAUCAAAGAAAAAGAAUCGAACAGAAUUAGUUGGAUGUUGUAUUAUAUCAUGA